Aedes aegypti (yellow fever mosquito) is the source of this 1230-nucleotide messenger RNA. Its product is annotated as glutathione S-transferase 1. Gene Ontology annotation, biological process: glutathione metabolic process. Gene Ontology annotation, molecular function: glutathione transferase activity. The record is from RefSeq and is a predicted model, not a curated record. The transcript is spliced from 3 exons. The coding region runs from base 93 to 767 and encodes 224 amino acids. NCBI's taxonomy places the organism in Eukaryota, Metazoa, Arthropoda, Insecta, Diptera, Culicidae.
UCUCACCGGUAGAACGCCCGCCAGUGCGAAUUCAGCUUUCGUCAAGCGAACGUCGUUUGAAACCACUCUCAAGUUAAUCUUCACCACUAGAAAUGGGAAAAGUUCAACUCUACACGGCCAAGCUGAGCCCUCCGGGACGGGCAGUUGAGCUGACGGCCAAGGCUAUUGGUUUGGACCUGGAUGUUCACCCGAUCAAUCUGAUCGCGGGUGAUCAUCUGAAGCCAGAGUUUGUCAAGAUGAAUCCCCAACAUACGAUUCCGUUGAUCGUCGACGAGGAUGGGACGAUCGUUUACGAUAGCCACGCCAUCAUCAUCUAUCUGGUGAGCAAGUACGCUAAGGACGAUUCGCUGUAUCCGAAGGACAUUGCAACACGUGCCAAGAUCAACGCUGCCCUACAUUUCGAUUCAGGAGUGCUUUUCGCCCGUUUGCGGUUCUACCUGGAACCCAUCUUGUACUACGGAAGCCCGGACACCCCGCAGGACAAGAUUGACUACGCGUGCAAGGCGUACCAGCUGUUGAACGAUACGCUCGUGGAUGAGUACAUCGUUGGCAACCGGAUGACCCUGGCGGACCUUAGCUGUAUUGCUAGCAUUGCAUCGUAUCAUGCCAUUUUCCCGAUCGAUGCGGCCAAGUAUCCCAAACUGGCCGCAUGGGUUCAACGCCUAGAGAAGCUACCCUAUUACAAGGGAACCAACCAGGAGGGCGCCGAAGAACUGGCCGCAGUCUAUCGCGAUCGGCUCGCCCAGAAUCGGGCCGGGAAGAAGUAAUUGCAUUGUUCGCGACUCGCGGGCCGACAAUAAUAAUGUAUACCUGUUGUAUAAUUAAAACUGAUUGGUUGUUGUGUUUGCCUUUGAAAGCUAUCUGUCCCCUGCUCGGUGAAUGCCUGCUAAAGAAUCGUGACAUCAAACAAAACGGAUUGAUAGCGUGAUUAUGCAAACAGAUAGGUGACGGCAAGCCGGCAUCUCUAGCAGGUGUAUUGGUACUACACAAAUAUAAUUCCUCUUCAACUUCUAAGUGUUGAGUUUGUGGUUAACUGGUGUAGUAGUGCCGUGGACAUCAGCAUCCAAUACUUAGCAAAAUUAUAUCUUAUGGAAUGAACGUUAUGCGAUGGGCGAGGCGUCGUGUUGAUCUACGACAGCGCUUAGUGCUGUGAAACUGUUUUCGUUAGUUUGAAUACGGAUGGAAACAAAAAUUAAUCUGUAUUCACAUGUAGGGUAGAUGCUUAAAUUU